Messenger RNA from Strongyloides ratti, 729 nucleotides. RefSeq lists its product as hypothetical. NCBI's taxonomy places the organism in Eukaryota, Metazoa, Nematoda, Chromadorea, Rhabditida, Strongyloididae. Bases 1 to 729 code for a protein of 242 amino acids. The transcript has a single exon. The record is from RefSeq and is a predicted model, not a curated record.
AUGUUUCAUUUAACAGUAGCAUCAUAUAUACUAUUUAGUUUACAAAUAGUGGUAACAAUUACAGCAUGGGUUAUCUUGAUGGUGGGACCAUUUUUUAAAUAUUUAGGCAAAGAUUUCAGAAAAGAUGGUCUUGAGUCUUACUCACCAUAUUCCAGUACACAUAUUGGUACAUGGGUUGAUAAUAAAGUUCCAGAAAUGUAUGCUCCAGUAAUCUUUAUUCCAGUAGCCAUUAUUUUUCCAUUUCUUGGAAUGUUUCUUAUAAGAAAUUGUUUAAAAAAAAAUUUAUCAUCAGUUGGAAAGAUUGUUCUUUUGGUUAUUACAAUAGCAUUAUAUGUUAUUAAUGGUGCUUCAAUGCACUUUGGAAUAAGAAAUAUUUCUUUAAACAAAAAAGAUACUAUACAUAUUGGAUGGUUUAUUGCUGUUGGCCUAAAUUGGUUAGGUGCCCUUUUUAUAUUUUUUAAUAUAUGUAGUAUAUGGUGUUGUGAGAUACCAAAUAAAAAAAGACAACUUGAUGAUCUUAAUCCAUCUGGUUAUUCAGGUUCACUUUCAGGAACAACUAGUAGUAAAGGUUCAGGAAUGUUUUCAGGAACUCGUUCAAAAACAGGUUCAAAAAGUGGUUCAAAAAGUGGUUCAAAAAUGGGAUCAAAAAUGGGUUCAACUUCAAAACCAAUUAGUUUUGCUGGAAAUGUUAAUAUAACUUCACCUGCCAAUAAUAACAAUGAACAAUAA